Drosophila kikkawai is the source of this 420-nucleotide messenger RNA. Lineage: Eukaryota; Metazoa; Arthropoda; Insecta; Diptera; Drosophilidae. The record is from RefSeq and is a predicted model, not a curated record.
AUGGUCUGCCAGUUGGAGGCGGCCAAGCUGGAGGUGGUGGACAGGGAGCUAUUCGCAUCCAUUCCAAAGGUGAAGAGACAGCGCAAUACUGCGUGCCUUCUCGGCUUGCAAGCCUACAUACAGGCUAAGGAACUUUCUGGAGCUCCACGCUCAAGCGUACCGCAGUUUACUCUGCAUCAUCCUCUGUCGUCGAACCUUCCUAUAAGGGCAAGCGGAAUAUUGCCAAGGGUGAAGCGAAAACCUUUGCGACCCUGCCCGCGAAUCUGUUCGGUGGCCAGGAGCCCCGAUUACGUCAUCGGCGUGGGAUUACUUAAUUUUCCUUUCCGCGCUUCGCCAGCUGCGGCAGAGGAAGGGAGACGACAAACGUUGUGGCCAGGGACCACAAUUUUCGGCCAGAGCGUGACGAAGGCGUAGGAUCGG